GGCGCAUUGGUGGCGGCCCCGAGAGCGGGUGAAAGAUGGCGGAGGGCGGCGGCGGCGGCGAGGCGGACCAGGAGGAGCCGAGGGCGGCGGGGCCGCGGCCCCCGAGCGCGCAGGACUUGCAGUUGGCCUUGGCAGAAUUAUAUGAAGAUGAAGUGAAAUGCAGAGCUUCCAAAUCUGAUAGACAUAAAGCUACAGCCUUUAAAAGCCCACAAACACCACCUCAAAGGUUCUAUUCAAGUGAACACGAAUGCAGUGGAUUACAUAUAGUUCGACCUUCAACGGGGAAGAUUGUGAAUGAACUUUUCAGAGAGGCAAGGGAGCAUGGGGCUGUCCCUCUGAAUGAAGCCACGAGAGCUUCGGGGGAUGACAAAUCUAAGUCUUUUACAGGUGGAGGAUACAGAUUGGGCGAUUCCUUUUGUAAGCGGUCUGAAUACAUCUAUGGAGAAAGUCAGUUACAAGAUGUUCAGAUUUUGCUUAAACUGUGGAGCAAUGGUUUCAGCUUAGACGAUGGAGAACUGAGACCUUACAGUGACCCAACAAAUGCUCAAUUUCUGGAGUCUGUUAAGAGAGGAGAGAUUCCCCUGGAGCUUCAGCGACUGGUCCAUGGAGGCCACGUGAACCUGGAUAUGGAAGAUCAUCAGGAUCAAGAAUACAUAAAACCUAGAUUGAGGUUCAAGGCUUUCAGUGGAGAAGGACAAAAACUUGGAAGCCUCACACCUGAAAUAGUCAGUACGCCUUCCUCCCCAGAAGAAGAGGAGAAGUCAUUACUUAGUGCAGUUGUUCUUAUUGAUGAUUCCGUGCCAACAACCAAAAUUCAGAUCAGAUUAGCAGACGGGAGCCGCUUGAUACAGAGAUUCAAUAGUACACACAGGAUCCUGGAUGUUCGGGACUUUAUUGUACAGUCCCGUCCUGAAUUUGCAGCUCUUGACUUUAUUCUGGUGACUUCAUUUCCAAACAAAGAGCUCACAGAUGAAAGCCUGACACUACAGGAAGCAGAUAUUCUUAACACCGUGAUACUCCAGCAACUGAAAUGACAUUGCUCCUCCCCAUGCAGUAGCAUGUGGGGACGGUAGUGUGCCAUGUUAGGGAGGAAGUACUUCUAGCGUAAACAAUUAUUUUUAUUCUUUAUACAGAUAAAUUUGGGUUUUAUUCUUAUUCUAUCUUCCAGCUUUAGUAUAGAUGAGUUUGGACUAGGAAUAGAUCUUGAGAUAAGUAUGUGUGAGGUUUUAGCUUCAAGGGCUGGCUUCUGUUGACAGCGUUUAAAUAUUCAUGCAGACCAAUUCGAUACAUGCUCAGAGUUCAUGUAACAACCUGUGUUUGCACAGAAAACUGAACAAAACCCCAUUUUGAUAAAUACAUCUGGUACAGUUUGCACUAAAGUUUCUUGAUGCUGCAUUGACCAACAGCCAUUAACAAAUCUUCUGAUCUAAUACUUUGAAAAUUUUUCUGUAAUGUAUACUGAAAAGUAUCUAUAUUCUGAUUUUGAAAAAAUUUGAUCAUAUAAUAAUAAUUUCUCCUAUGAAGAGUUUACACAUCCUUUUUACUUGCUGAUUUGGCUGUUUUGCUCGUCUCAGAAAAUACAGUUUAGCCUUGUAUUUUACAGAACUCUGACCAUCGUAAACUAGGAACAAAGACAUGAAGGUCAGCCGUUCCUGUGGAGAUGUGUUCAUAGCACUUUAAAGUAGAGUAACUACAAUCCCUCACAGAGCCUGCCUUGGUCACACUCAUUUAUUUAUUCAACACAUUUUUCUAGAGGACCCACUAAGUAUCCAAAACACUGUUCUAAGUGUCCAACCCAGAAUGUAUUCUACUGCGAGACAAAACGAGUGUAGAAAUACAGGAAUAUAAACUCCAUCAGCCAGCCUGGAUCUGAAGAAUUCCCAGCGUAAAUGUCUGUGUUUCUACUGCGGCCAAGAGAAAAGCUUGUUCUCCCCAGAUACCAUUUCAUCUUUGGUCACUCCUCCUGGUUAGUCUUUUACCGCUGCUGUAGCAAAUUACUACAAAUUUAGUGGCUUAAAUUAGCCCAGUUUUCUCAUACUUCUGUAGAUGAGACGUCUGGCGUGGGCCUCACUGGGCUAAAGCCAGGUGUCAGCGGGGCAGCAUUCCUCUGGGGCAGCUCCAGGGGAGAAAUGUGUCCUUGCCUUUCCAGCUUCAAGAGGCCACCUGCAUUCCUCGGCCUGUGGCCCCCUUUUUCCAUCUUGAAAACCAGCAACAUUGUGUCUCUCUGAUUCCUCUGUCAUCACAGCUGUUUGAAAACAGCCAGGGGAGAUUCUCUGCUUUUAAGGACUCGUGUGAUUAGAUUGGUCUACCAGAUAAUCUAAAGUUAUCUCCCCAUCAUAAGGUCCAUAGUAACCUUAACCAAAGCCUUGAAGUCCCUUUUGUCAUGUAAGGUGACAUAUCACAGGUUCCUUCUGGAGGCACCAGGGGUGAUCUCUUUGCCCCUUCCAGCUUGUAGAGGCAGCUGGCAUCCCUUUCCCUAUGGCUGUAUCCCUCCAGUCUCAGCUUCUGUCCUUGCAUCUUUACUUCCAGCUUUGAUUCUCCUGCUUUCUUACAAGGAUUCUGUGGUUACAUUUGACUUACCUAGAUAAUCCAGGAUAAUCUUGUUUCAAAAUACUUAAUCACAUCUGCAAAAUCUCUUUUACCAUGUAAGGUAACAAAUUCAUUUGGUUUGGGGAUUAGAACACGAACAUUUUGGGGGGCCAUUCUCUCCACCACAGUCCACUCCUGUCCCAAAGAUUCACAUUCCACAUAAAAGUUGCCCCAUCCAAGGUGCUCAAGUCUCAACCCACUACAGCAUCAACUUAAAGUGCAAAGUCUGACCUGAAUUUCACCAGCUCAAAUGUCCCAGAUCUCAUUUAAAUCACCUAAAGUAUGUGUGAGCAUCUGGGCGUGAUUCCUGGAACACAGUUUCUCUCCAUCUGUGCAGCUGUGAACCUAGAAAGCCAGUUACUGCUCCCAGAUAUGAUAGUAAGACAGGCAUGAAAUCACAGUUAUAGACAUUCCUGUUCGAAAAAAUAGAAAAUGGAAUGCAAAAAGGAGCCACCAGUGCCAAGCAGGGGGGACGUUCAGCCGUGCACACUCCAUUAGGUUUCAAGGCCGGGGAAUAAUCUGUGGCUCACAGCAGCACCUUCUAGGCCUGUGACUUUCUCUCAGAGUCAUCUUUUCUUUCUCAUGAAAGGUAGCAGGAGUUUGCAGCUGAGUAGCUGUAUGAGCUUGUUUCUGGCCUGUGGAAUCAUGGGAGGCUCAACCAUCUUUUCAUUUCAUGCUGCCUCUGUCUCUUGUGGUUUAAGAUGGCAACGUCUGCUGGUAUAACGUUCUUAAGAAACGUGUGGCUCUUCUGUGUAUGUUACUGAGGUUCACUCCAUUAGACCAGAGGCUCCUCCGCAGAGCUUUCACCCAGCUCUGUUUCUGAGUUUUUCUUAGAUGGCUGAGGGGCUCCGAGUCACACUCUUAAUGUCUUCAGAGAGCCUUUAAUGUGACCUUUUUUUUUUUUUUUUAGCUUUCUCAGGUAUUAGCAGAAGGUUGUAGGCCACAAUCUCAUCUCUUUCCACAGAGCAGGCUUCCCUGACAGUGAAUCUCUGCACUUUAAUGUCUUUGCCAUUUGGGUAAACUAAGAAUUUCCAAGUCAUCAAGUCCUGUUUCCUUGUUUUUAACAGUCCUUCCCUCAGUUUAUCUGUUUCCUCUCACGUUUUACUAUAAUCAGUGAGAAGAAAGCAGGCUGCACCCUCCUCACUUUGCUUAUGAAUCUCUUCAGCUAAAUGGCUUGAGUUUCUCUCUUACGCCUCUCACUUUCCACCUGGCUGCAGUUACAGUUCAGCUAAGCUUUCUGCCGCCGAAUCACUAGAACCUCUUUUCCUUCAGUUUCCCACAGCACGUGCCUCCUUUCUUCUGAGCCCUCACCAGCAGCACCUUUAAAGUCCUUAUUUCUAGUAACCGUGUGCUCACAGCAGUGUAGGUAUCUCUGCCCCCCACGCCCCAGCCUCCUCGGAGCCCUCGCUGCCAUUCGCAUCCCAAUAUCUGCUGCCAGGGCUCAAGGCAACCAUGGUGCUGUCACACUCCUAAAACUCCUUCCUCUGCCCACUGCCCCGUUCCAAAGCCACUUCUGCAUUUGUGGGCAUUUGGAGAGGUCCACUGUGCCGCCUCACUGCCAGUUGGCUUGAAUGUGCCAAGUAGGAGCUUUGAACGUCGCCUUUCUCUGGGGGCUCUGGUCACUGCAAGGAGCUGCAUUCACCUUUGUGGGGGCAGGUAGCGGGAGGGCUGCCACACCUGCCCAGCACGGAAGUGUUGGUCUCAGCACCACAAAGAACGCUUGUGCUCAGUGUCGUGAUACAGGAUAAGAAGCGUAUUCCUAGGUCUUCUCAGAAUGGGAAACUCUGUUCCUUUCCACUAAUUGAAAACAACCUGGAGAAUACAUAAAUGACAGUUCAAAAAGUCAGCCUCUGUUCAGAAAGAUUACCAGGGAUAAACUAUGUUUUCAAGGAGCAAAAUUGUAUUCCUAUGGAAAUAACCUAUUGAAACAAAGAAACAUUUUAAAAAGGGCGUUGCCCUGUUUGGGGUUAACAAAAUGGAGAAAACAUUUACCUGUAAAAUUAUUUGAAAUUUUAUUCUUGUAGUUUCUUUUUAAUCAGUUAGAUGGAGUGCCUGUAGACGCACAUACUAAAACGACUGCCAUUUCUGUAUAUAAGUCUUCCAAAAUAGAUUCACAUCGGGAGGGAGGAUUACACAUCCAGAGGGAUGGACAGUACUUUCAUGUGUUCCACGAAAUGUUUUGCUUAACUUAGAGUUUUCCUGAAUUCUUUUUACUGUUGCAGUCACUGUAACUUUUAAAAUUUAUAAUCCUCUCAGAAGUGAUCAUUACAAUAAACAGACAACCACAUGUGAUGUCAUUUUGUCAGUUUGCAUGACGUGUGUAAUCGAAAAGUAAAUGUCUGCUUCCCAAUAAAGAAUGUUUUCAC
This is a messenger RNA of Hippopotamus amphibius kiboko, 4955 nucleotides long. It is a transcript of the gene UBXN2B, whose product is annotated as UBX domain protein 2B. The record is from RefSeq and is a predicted model, not a curated record. Gene Ontology annotation, biological process: autophagosome assembly; nuclear membrane reassembly; proteasome-mediated ubiquitin-dependent protein catabolic process. The coding region runs from base 36 to 1034 and encodes 332 amino acids. Gene Ontology annotation, molecular function: ubiquitin binding. Gene Ontology annotation, cellular component: cytosol; nucleus. Lineage: Eukaryota; Metazoa; Chordata; Mammalia; Artiodactyla; Hippopotamidae. The transcript is spliced from 8 exons.